UUGGUAUAGCGCCCUCCAUUGACAUUCAGAACACAAUACUAUUAAAGUCAAUAAAAAAGAAAGAUGUCGUCGAAUCUAACCAACGUGACUUCUGUCGCUGAAUUUGACAAGCUUGGGGAGACAGCAGGGAGUAAUCUUCUAGUUGUGCACUUCUGGGCUGAUUGGGCUCCACAAUGUGUAUCAAUGAAUGAAAGCAUGGCUGAGGUGGCUAAGCAGUAUCCAAACAGCCAAUUUGCAAAGGUUGAGGCUGAAGUAGUUCCAGAUUUAUCUUUGAAAUAUGACAUCUCAUCAGUUCCGACAUUUGUUUUUCUGAAGAACAAACAGCGUGUUGAUACAUUACAUGGUGCCAAUGGUCCCGAGUUUAGUAAAAAAGUUGAGUUCUAUUCUAAAGCCUCAUCAAGUCCAGCUCCUCCUCCUCCUGCUUCUCAAAAGAAGACAACGGAAUCUCAAAACACAUCAAAAGAAGCCCCAUCAAAAGAGGAUUUGAAUGCCAGACUAAAGAAGUUGGUAAACUCUGCCCCCUGCAUGCUAUUUAUGAAGGGUAACCCUGAUGAACCAAAGUGUGGCUUCAGUCGUACUACAGUUGGAAUCUUGAACGACAAGAACAUUGACUACAAGACAUUUGACAUCUUGGGCGACAAUGACGUUAGACAAGGGCUAAAGACAUACUCUAAUUGGCCAACAUAUCCACAACUCUACUUGAACGGGGAGUUAGUUGGUGGACUUGAUAUCAUCAAAGAAAUGAAUGAGAAUGGCGAUCUGGAUGGGGAUUUCCCUAUAAAGGAUUUGAAUGCCAGACUGAAGACGCUGGUCAACUCUGCCCCCUGCAUGCUAUUUAUGAAGGGUAACCCUGAUGAACCAAGAUGUGGCUUCAGUCGUACUACAGUUGGAAUCUUGAACGACAAGAACAUUGACUACAAGACAUUCGACAUCUUGGGCGACAAUGAUGUUAGACAAGGAUUGAAGACGUUUUCUAACUGGCCGACGUAUCCACAGUUAUAUCUGAAUGGUGAUUUAGUUGGAGGACUGGACAUCAUUAAAGAAAUGUUAGAGAAUGGCGAUCUAGAUGAAGGAUUUCCAACCAAGAGCUGAGUAAUUAAGAACGACCAUCAAACAGUUUCCUUAUGACAAUCCAUCGAGUUGGAUCGAUGAAUUCAAUACAUCCAUCACCUGUACUCACUACUUUUAAGACAACAACUCUACUUGCUACUCAAAAGAACAUUUCCAUUCCUAUUAACUUUCGAUUGCAAGUUUUGAGUUCUGAUUAAGUGACUGUGGAUUGUCUAAACCACCCAUGGGUAAAGAACAGAUGGUAAAGGGCAACAUGGACGUCAAAGUUAAGUGUGUGGUUUACUGGAAGUUACAAUUGUACAUUUACAAAAGGAAAACAAUCCACCUGUGGCCACAUGACAAGAUAAGAAACAUCUUUGUCAAUAACAUCAUCAUCAAUAUGCAUUUUGUUGUAGUUGGGUAUGACUUCUGAGAAAAAGGCUGAGACAGCAAAGCAUUGUAUGUAGUUGAAGUGAUUCUCAUUAUGUUUAAAGGCAGUGGACACUAUUGGUAAUUGUCAAAAACCAGUCUUCUCACUUGUUGUAUCUCAACAUAUGCA
Messenger RNA from Asterias rubens (European starfish), 1609 nucleotides. RefSeq names its product glutaredoxin-3-like. The transcript has 8 exons. Bases 64 to 1092 code for a protein of 342 amino acids. NCBI's taxonomy places the organism in Eukaryota, Metazoa, Echinodermata, Asteroidea, Forcipulatida, Asteriidae. The record is from RefSeq and is a predicted model, not a curated record.